AUGCGGCGUCUUCUGUCGGCCUUUGGCAGAACUGCGCGGCACUACAGAAGUGAGAAGACGCGGCGUUGCCUCGAGCUGCUCGAGCUGGGUGGCUAUGAAGAGAAUGCGUCGGAGCUCUGCAAGAACUGCAAGGCUUUCUUCAGCUGUCGGCAAUCCGAGAAUGCGACCCGGCUCGUUCGGGCCACGCUGACGUCUUGCCGAUCGUUGCCAGCAGAGCUGGCGCUUCAGCCUUGCUGGGCUCUGAGGAUUCUCGACCUGGGAUCGUUCCGCUGCCUGGAGCCGCGAACUCUCAAGAUCUUGGUUUCGACGUUCCCGAAACUUCGAGUUCUUCGCAUUCAGCCGGACGAGGGAUACGAGGAGCUUCCAUCUUCUGCAGAAGCGGAAGGAACCUUUUGGCCGACGUUGCAGGGCCUGGAGGUUCAAUUCGCCACGCCUUUGCCUCCGGCGUGGCUCUGCGAGCUGCGAGGACUCCGCCGCCUGCAUAUUUCAGCCACCGACCGUGGUGCGAUGAUUGCUUUACCGCCCUGCCUGGGAAACCU
Molecule: messenger RNA, 539 nt
Organism: Symbiodinium sp. CCMP2456
Lineage: Eukaryota; Dinophyceae; Suessiales; Symbiodiniaceae
Source: the annotation of a GenBank genome assembly